CUCCCCGCUCCCUCCUGUCUGCCAGGCGAAGCAGAGGCUUGGACACAACUCUGCCCGCGUUCCUCUCCACAGGCUCGUCUGCGUGCGCCGGAGACAUAGCCGAGUUAUCCACUUUGAAUAAACAAGGACUCCGUUCCUCCCUGGUGUCUGCUUUCCAAUGAAUCAGUGAUGAGAGUGGCCGAGAGGAGAGACGGACGCUUCUCUUCUUUGUGGACCGGCGGUGCGCAAAAGUGCGCUCCGUGGCUCAGCAUCAUCUUCAUCCUCCGCUCCUGAGAUCAGCCCAAACCCAAGAGGCGCACUGAUAUCCUCAUCGAAGCCCCCCCGUGCGAGAUGUGCUGUGGACUGCAGAUGAUUUUCCCUCUUCCAGUUCAAAUUCAGUGGCCAACAAAGACUGCAUUUCUUACAGCUCUUGUUAACACUGAGCUCAGAAAGGCAAAUCAGGUCCACAGCUAAACCACUGUCCCCAUAUUUCUGUCUGUUUGCCAACCUCCACUCUUCAGUCCAUCACCAUGACUUGCUUUCUGGCAUCAGCUUUCCUUCUGGUUCUCCAGACAUAUGCCGCCCCACCAGAGUUUGUCCAGGCAGGGUUUGAUAUAUCACUCGACCCCUUGGACCUUGAUCCUGGACUACCAGCUAAUGUCUCAGGAGAUGUAACCUCUUCUCCGCCACCAGGAACUAGCAAACGAGCCCCACAUAGUAUCAUUAUUGGGGUACGCAAAGGAGGCACACGAGCGCUGUUGGAGAUGCUGGACAUACACCCUGAGGUUGCUGCUGCUGCCACCGAGGUGCACUUCUUUGACUGGGAUGAGAACUAUGCCAAGGGCUUUGAGUGGUACCGUGAGUUGAUGCCCUACUCUUACCCACACCAGAUCACAGUCGAGAAAACACCAGGUUACUUCACAUCAGCCCUCGCCCCAGAACGCAUCUGCGCCAUGAACUCUUCCAUAAAGCUGCUGCUGAUCUUACGAGACCCAGCAGAGCGAGUCAUCUCCGACUAUACCCAGGUGUACUUCAACCGGCUGGAGAACCACAAGCCAGUGCAAGCCAUUGAGAACCUACUAGUACGCAAUGGAGCCCUGAAUAUCCGGUACAAGGCCAUUCAGAGGAGCCUGUAUGACGUCCAUAUGCGUAACUGGCUCCGCCACUUCCCGUUGGAACAGAUACACAUAGUGGAUGGAGAUGCUCUGAUCCGUGACCCCCUCCCAGAGCUUCAGAAGGUGGAGCGCUUCCUUAACUUGCCUCCCAGGAUAGUAUCCUCCAAUUUCUACUUCAACCAGACCAAGGGGUUUUACUGUAUCCGAAGUGACGGACGAGAACGCUGUCUGCAUGAGUCUAAGGGACGUCCUCACCCUGCCGUCAACAGCACUGUCCUCCAGCAGCUCCGCUCCUACCUACAGGAACACAACCGAACCUUCUUCAGGCUGGUGAAGCGCACCUUUGAUUGGCAAUAAAAACGAACCCAGAUCACAAACUGGACUCAACUGAGCCACUACCUUUUCUGUGAUGAGGACUUAAAGGGGGGCUAUAAAGCACUUUACAGACAUUUAACAAAAACCCUUUGAAUAGCCUCUUAAUAACUACUGUUGUGAUCUCUGGUUUCAGCAAAGCAGUUCUAUAUUUACAUGAUAAGGCAAAAAAUAUGGGAAACUGUAACUAGAGGCGUAAAAUUAAAUGGAAGAACCUCUAAGCUUAAUAAGUCAUUCUCUCUGUACUGGAAGCGUUUAAGUGGUCAAAUUGCAGUGGAAACAAGUUUAUGAAACUGAUGAACUUUUUUUCCCCUCUCUCUUGUUUGAUAUUCUUGUUCUUGAUAAUAAACUGUUCUGCAUUCAAA
Messenger RNA from Amphiprion ocellaris (clown anemonefish), 1831 nucleotides. RefSeq names its product heparan sulfate (glucosamine) 3-O-sulfotransferase 1-like1 (gene hs3st1l1). The coding region runs from base 510 to 1451 and encodes 313 amino acids. The record is from RefSeq and is a predicted model, not a curated record. Lineage: Eukaryota; Metazoa; Chordata; Actinopteri; Pomacentridae. The transcript has 2 exons. Gene Ontology annotation, molecular function: [heparan sulfate]-glucosamine 3-sulfotransferase activity.